AUGUCUGGGAUGGGGGUGGGAAAUUUGGGAAUUGGGGAGGAAAUUCCCGCCGGUGACUGGACUGCGGAAUUCCCAGGGCUGGGCCAGCAGAGCGAUCCGUCGGGAUUCGCGCCGGCGCUGAGCCCCGGCAGCCCCCUGGUGUCGCCGCAGCUGCCGCCGGCGCCGCCCGCGCCCGGCUACCAAUCGCCGGAGCUGAAAUCCUGGCAGGCCGGGAACGUCGGGAAUAACGGGGUUUUCGGCCCGGCGGGCGCGGCGCCGGCGGCUCCGCAGGGGAUGUACAACAACAUGAGCAUCACCGUCUCCAUGGCCGGACCCGGCGUUCCCGGCAUUCCCGGCCCCGGUGUUCCCGGCCCCGGCAUUCCCGGCCCCGGCGUUCCCGGCUCCGGUAUUCCCGGCUCCGGCGUUCCCGGCGGCUCCGGCGGCGUUCCCGGCGGCGUUCCCGGCAUGGGCGCCAUGGGCGGCGGCAUUCCCAUGAAUCCCGUCAUGGCCGGCAUCAACUCCAUGUGCUCGGAGCAGGUGCCGGAGGCGGCGCUGAGGCCCCCAGGGCUGUUCUGUAACCAGCUGGGCCCCGCGGAGCUGCUCAAGGCCGAGCCCGACGGCGCCCAGGUCAGUUGGUGCUCCUCAGAUGUCACCAGAGCUCCGGGGGGGGACAGUCCCAAAACUCCGGGAGGUCCCCGGGGGGGUCACGGAAUGGGGUGGGUUGGGUUGGGGUGGGUUGGAAGGUUCUUCCAGGUCAUGGUUGGCACCAGGGUCACACCAGCGUUGGGUGGCACCCGUGGGUGCCACCUCUUGGGGCUGAGGUCACCAGGGGCACACCAAUGUUGGUGACAUCCAGUGGGUGACACCUCCUGGGGUUGGAGCCACCAUAGUGCCACCAGCACUGGGUGACAUUUCUUGGGGGUGAGGUCACCAAGGUCAUAACAAUGCUGGUGACACCCAGUGGUGCCGCCACCUCCUGGGGCUCAGGUCACCAUGGUCACACCAGCAUUGGGUGACACCCAUUGGGGUUGGUGCCACCAAGGUGCCACCAGUGUUGGUGUUACCCACUGGGGUUGAGGUCACCAAGGUGCCUCCGGUGUUGGGUGACACCGAGGUCACACCAGUGUUGGGUGACACCUCGUGGGGCUGAGGUCUCCAAGGUCACACCAAUGUUGAGUGACAUUUCUUGGAGUUGAGGUCACCAUGGUGCCACCAGUGUUGGUGUCACCCAUUGGGGUUGAGGUCACCAAGGUGCCUCUGGUGUUGGGUGACACCAAGGUCACACCAGUGUUGGGUGGCACCAAUUGGGGUUGAGGUCACCAAGGUCACACCACACCCAGUGGUGCCACCACCUCUUGGGGCUGAGGUUGCCAUGGUCACACCAGUGUUGGUGACACCCACUGGGGUUGGAGCCACCAAGGUGCCACCGGUGUUGGGUGACACCCAGUGGAUUUCAGGUCACCAAGGU
Molecule: messenger RNA, 1447 nt
Organism: Serinus canaria (Common canary)
Lineage: Eukaryota; Metazoa; Chordata; Aves; Passeriformes; Fringillidae
Product: nuclear receptor coactivator 1-like
Exons: 3
Coding region: 1-828 (275 amino acids)
Biological process (GO): cellular response to hormone stimulus; positive regulation of transcription by RNA polymerase II
Cellular component (GO): nucleus
Molecular function (GO): nuclear receptor binding
Source: RefSeq, a predicted model, not a curated record